Monascus purpureus is the source of this 937-nucleotide messenger RNA. The record is from the annotation of a GenBank genome assembly. Lineage: Eukaryota; Fungi; Ascomycota; Eurotiomycetes; Eurotiales; Aspergillaceae.
UCCGACUCGACUCAAUCACCCAACGCCAACCGACAACAUCUCGUCUCGACCGGCUGCGCAUCUGUAACAUUCAAGAUGCGUACCUACGACGAUUCUUUCAGCGGUCAGAGGAUCUACCCUGGGAAGGGUAAGCUGUACGUCCGUGGCGACAGCAAGAUCUUCCGCUUCCAGAAUGGAAAGUCCGAAUCCCUCUUCCUCCAGCGCAAGAACCCUCGCCGGAUAUCCUGGACCGUCCUUUACCGUCGUCAGCACAAGAAGGGUAUCUCUGAAGAGGUCGCUAAGAAGCGUACUCGCCGUGUCGUCAAGCACCAGCGUGCCGUCGUCGGUGCCUCCCUCGAUGUGAUCAAGGAGCGCCGCAGCAUGCGCCCCGAGGCCCGUCUCGCUGCCCGCCAGCAGGCCAUCAAGGAGGCGAAGGAGAAGAAGGCCGCUUCCGAGAGCCGCAAGAAGGCUGAGAAGGCUAAGAAUGCCGCCAACGCCGCUAAGGGUGGUGCUCAGCGCAUCCAGAGCAAGCAGGGUGCUAAGGGUGCUGCCCCCAAGGUUGCCGCCAAGUCUCGUUAAACGGAAUGAAGGCGGUUUGGCUUGGGGCUAGGGGAAAGGAAAGACCGGUGUAGAAUAGGGGGCUUGCAUACUCGGAUAAAUUUCCGGGCUGGAAUUGUUUCCGCGUCAAGACACAUUUCAAAAUAAGAAACGGCGUACGAGCGGUUGGGUUCUUGCGGAUCAGACAUCCCGCUUGGUUCUCAGAUAGGCUUAUCACUACGCGUGGCCUGCUAUUUACCAGAAAAUGGAAAUGGAUGUGAUAAUGACGGCUUUGUUCGUGUAGGAGCAAGUGUAGAUUAUCCACUGUAAUCGCGCCCAAUGGACAAAAGGAAUAUCAGAACAUUAGCCCGGAAACCCAAGUGACAUCUACGCAAAUAUAUCCCAUGAAUUAAGUUUCCAU